AUGGCGAGAGUGGCACUGGUUUUGAUAAAGAAGCUGUAUUUCAUAUUGUCUAGCACCAGGAGAUGGAUCAUCGGUGAAGACCAGUGUGGUGGACCAACUGUCAGACGAGAGUUGCAGUUUGUUACAGAGAAGGUGCUGAGUGAGGAUGAGUGCAAGGAUACAAUCUCUCUGAUGAAACAUUCAGCUGAUGAAGACACAGUCAAGAAGAAGAUGAAGUUGACAUUUGUUUAUCGACACAGCAUGGUCCUUGACCUCCUGCUGUCAAGCAACAUAGUGUCUGUUUUUCCACGUUUCAAAGAUAUCAAAGGCUUGAUCGAACAGGAUUAUGUACUGAUGUUUGGUGAGGAUGUAUCAGGCAGGUUGCUGGAGAGGUGGCCAACAACAUUCAAAAGAAAGAUUAUCCAACAAGGCAGAAAGCUUCCUUCUACCAGUGACCUGAAAGAACUUUUGCUGGCAGCUGACUCACCUGAGGAUGCCACUGAAGUUAAUGCUGACAUUGGCUGGGACAGUGGGACAGGUGGGACAAUAGCAAUUCUUUUGCUAUUACAUCUGAUUCCAUCAUCUGGUCAGGGUCGGAAGAGACCAGGAAAGGUGUCAGCUUCUCAAGCAGAAAGGCAUCUUGUGGUCUUCAAGAAGACUGGAACAAAUAUCCAAGAGCACCUUGAUGCCGUCACUACCAGCACUCAACCCUACCUCCUGGCUGUUGGGGUGGAAAAGGUGGAAAGGGCAUCUAAAAGAUGA
Oreochromis aureus is the source of this 741-nucleotide messenger RNA. RefSeq lists its product as uncharacterized. The transcript is spliced from 7 exons. The record is from RefSeq and is a predicted model, not a curated record. The coding region runs from base 1 to 741 and encodes 246 amino acids. NCBI's taxonomy places the organism in Eukaryota, Metazoa, Chordata, Actinopteri, Cichliformes, Cichlidae.